UUGCUGAAAAAAUUGCUGCCAAGAGAAAAAGUACCAGAAGCAAAUGUCAGCCGAAAAAAGUAAUGAUUCGACAGAUUUAUUGAAUUUUCCAUCAGAUUCCUUCCUUGGGACUCUGACUGCUUCGUUUCCUUUGGAAUGGCAAGGAUUUUUUGGCGUUUUGAAUGCUUAUAGUCCAAAUCCUGUACAAAAUGCUUCUCUCUGGCUGAAACAGAAGCAAACUUCAAGCAAAAAUUCUGAAAUUCCUCCGAAUUAUUCGAUUCUUUUUGAACAUUUAACUCAAGAUUUUCCUGUUGUAGUUAAGAAAGAUAUUUAUUUCAAGCCAAAAAUAAUACUUUUCCCGCUACAUCUUCAAAGAAAUAUUGCUUCUUUUAUUUUGUCAAACUCUGCUUCAAUUCCUUUAGAAUGUUUGAAAAAGUUGGUCAAAAAGUUGGAAGAGUUGAAGGAAGAUUUUUAUAGAGGAUGCUCUUCAACACUAAGAAAACUUUUGAAAGUUAAGAUUAGAGAAUGCGAAAGAGAAAAAGAGAGCAGCUUACAGGAAGAGAGAGCUCAGUUUUAUGUGAAUGUUAUUACAGAAGAGUCUAAGAAAAGAUUCUUGGGAUUAUGUGAAGAGAUCAAUAAAAAGAAUCUUUGCAAUGAUACAGAGUAUGCUUCUGGAACAAGAUGGAUAUCUCUGGAAGAUGAAACUGAAGAAAAAAUGAAACAAAAACAGGAUAUAGCUUCAGGUAUAACAAACAGCUUCCCUACAGAGACUGGUGAAGGUGUUUUGGAGUUUGAACUAGUUGAGAAAUGGGACGAAAAAAAGAAUAUUGAGGAUGAAAAAAUGGACAUUGAUGUUGCUGAAAACUUCCAACGAAAUAUUUUGAACCAAAAAACUACAGAAAAUGAGAUAACAAUAGAUCCUAGUCCCAGUAAAAAGUCAAAAAUGGAAGAGGAAACAAAAAGCUCACAGCUUGUUGUCCCCUCAGCACCAGCAAAGUUUGAAGUGGCUCAUGAACAACCAGUUAUAACUAAUGAAUUCAAGACAAAGAUUGCUCCAUUGCACAACCUGAUUCAAGCCCUCGAGUCACAAGAAGCAGUCAAAGCCACAAAUUGUUUGGAUGGAUUAAACAUUUUCUGUGAACUGUCAAGUUUUGAGAUUGAAAAUAUCUCAAAUAUUAUAAAGUUGGAAGACUUAAAUGACCAAACCAUAGCUUCACUUUGUCAGAGUUUUGCAUCCCUUGAGUCUGAACCAAGCUACAUGCAUGGUUGUGCUUUUGCAUCUCAUUUUAUUUUGCCAAGAUUGCAAAAGAUAGAGCAGACAGCAUCAAGAUUAUUAACAGUCUCAGUUACAACAUUUUGUAAGAAAUAUCCCAAGGCUGUUUCUGAGGGUUUGUUUAUCAGAUUACUUGCUGACUUGUCCUUUAGUUCUUUCCAAGCUGAUAUCAUAAGUAAGACUUUGAAGGACAUGCCGAACCAAGACGCUUCAAAAUAUUUAUUGGAACUGUUAUUAAAAGCCCAAAACCUCUCUCAGUGCUGCUUGAAUGAGGAUAAAGUUUUGGUCAUGCAGACAAUCAUUGAUGGCAAGCCUGUAUUGGAUGACAGUUUAUUUAAAGACUACAUAAGCGUACUUCAAGAGAAUUCAGUUACCAUGGCGAAGUCUCUCAAGUUUGCCAAGUUGCUAUUGGCAACUAUAAAGAACUAUAGUGCGCAAGUUGUUUUUCAUAAAGAGGUGAUGGAAGCUAUUUUGCAGAGAAAUGAAACUUUCUUAAAAAAAGCUGGCCAUGCUGCACUGAAGAAAACUUUAGCUACUGUACAAUUAUAGAUAGAAAAUAUAUACAGAACUAUCUCACUUUCUUUUACAGAAAACUCUAUUAUAUCAUUGAUAUAGGCUAGAACUAGCUAGCCUCCUAGCAGGCAUCUCCUUGGCUCUUUUUGCUCCUUGGGCUUCCGUGGCAAGGACGAAAAGACGAAGGGGGGAGGGGGAGGAGAGGGAGAAAGAAGAGAUUUUUCUCUUCCUCACUCGUCUGCACUCCUCCUCCUCUCUAUCGUUCCUAGUUCUUCUCUGCCAUAAGAUUUAAUACAGGGAUCCCAACAGAGAAUAUAGAAUAUAGAAUGUAUGGAGAACAUGAAUGCUGAAAUUCGUAUUUAUGUAGAAUAAUCAUGCUCUCAAAAUAUACAGCUAUUUCAAAAAUGGUUGGCAAAGGUUUUGUUCCAUGCUGCAUAUAGCAAGCACUCAAUCAGAGGCAGAUCC
Molecule: messenger RNA, 2230 nt
Organism: Actinia tenebrosa (Australian red waratah sea anemone)
Lineage: Eukaryota; Metazoa; Cnidaria; Anthozoa; Actiniaria; Actiniidae
Biological process (GO): interstrand cross-link repair
Cellular component (GO): Fanconi anaemia nuclear complex
Source: RefSeq, a predicted model, not a curated record